AUGGCUACCCCCGCAAGACCACAAAAUCACCGAGCCUGGUGGAAAGAGUCCUCGGUUUAUCAGAUCUGGCCCGCAUCCUACAAAGACUCGAACGAUGACGGUAUUGGAGACAUUCCUGGAAUCAUCUCACAGCUUGACUAUAUCAAAAAGAUCGGCGUUGAUAUUGUCUGGCUGUGCCCGUCCUACAAGUCUCCACAGGUGGAUAUGGGUUAUGACAUUGCCGAUUACUACAGCAUUGCUGAUGAGUACGGCACGGUCGCAGACGUGGAGAAGCUGAUCCAGGGCUGCCAUGAUCGGGGGAUGAAGCUCCUCAUGGAUCUAGUUGUGAAUCAUAGCAGCGACCAGCAUGAAUGGUUCAAGCAAUCGCGAAGCUCCAAAGACAAUGAGUACCGCAAUUGGUAUGUCUGGAAGCCCGCUCGGUAUGAUGAGCAGGGGAACCGUCACCCUCCCAACAACUGGGUCUCGCAUUUCCAAGGGAGCGCUUGGCAGUGGGAUGAACUCACCGAAGAGUACUACCUUCACCUCUAUGCGACAGAACAGCCGGAUCUAAACUGGGAGCACCCACCUGUUCGCGAUGCAGUACACGACAUUAUGAGAUUCUGGCUGGACAAAGGCUGUGACGGUUUCCGAAUGGAUGUGAUCAACUUCAUCAGCAAAGAUCAGCGCUUCCUCGACGCACCUGUCAAGGACCCUCGUACACCGUGGCAAUGGGGUGAUAAAUGGUACGCCAAUGGACCCCGGCUGCACGAGUACCUCCAAGGUCUCGGGAAAAUUCUGCAAGAGUAUGAUGCCUUCAGCGUGGGCGAGAUGCCUUUUGUUAAGGACGAGCAGGAAGUUCUCAAGGCCGUCCAGUUUGACCGCCAUGAGAUCAAUAUGAUCUUCAACUUUGAGCAUGUGGACAUCGACCAUGGCACAUAUGAUAAGUUUGAGCCUGGUAACUGGAAGCUCACGGACUUGAAAGAUUUCUUCCAGCGUUGGCAGACCUUCAUGUAUGCUAACGAUGGCUGGAAUGCCCUCUACUGGGAGAACCACGACCAGCCGCGGUGCGUCGAUCGCUAUGUGCAUGCUAGCGAAGGGAAACGUGUUAUCGCGUCUAAGAUGUUGGCCACCGCUCUGGCACUGCAAUCCGGUACACCAUUCGUGUACCAGGGACAAGAGUUGGGAAUGCGCAAUGUUCCCAAAUCUUGGGGCAUUGAAGAGUACAAGGACCUUGACUGCCUUAACCACUGGCACAGAAUCCUGAAAGAAAGGCCCGAUGACACCGAAGCCCACGCAAGUGCCCUUGCAGAGUAUCAGAAGAAGUCUCGUGAUAAUGGCCGCACUCCGGUCCAAUGGUCCUCUGCUCCCAAUGGAGGAUUCACCGGUCCUAACGUCAAGCCUUGGAUGUCCGUCAAUCCUGAUUUCGUGACCAUCAACGCUGAAGACGAAGUAAAGGACCCCAACUCAACCUACCAUUUCUGGGGCAAGGUCCUCGGGCUCCGUAAGAAAUAUCUCGAUAUAUUCGUAUACGGAGACUGGGUGUUGAUUGACCAGCCGAACCAAGAGGUCUUUGCAUACACCAGACAGUAUGGAAAUGACAAGGCGUUGGUUUUGUGCAAUUGGACCGAGACGACCAUUGACUGGGAUGCCGCAAGCAAUGGAAUUGAUGGUGUCAAGGCUGUAUUGUUGGACAAUUAUGAUACUGCCGAGGCUGUCCAGCACUUCACUGGCGGGAAAUGGUCACUGCGGCCAUAUGAGGCUGCUGUCUUCCUGGUCUGA
This is a messenger RNA of Penicillium pulvis, 1758 nucleotides long. RefSeq names its product glycoside hydrolase family 13 protein. Gene Ontology annotation, biological process: oligosaccharide catabolic process. The transcript has 3 exons. Bases 1 to 1758 code for a protein of 585 amino acids. Gene Ontology annotation, molecular function: alpha-amylase activity. Lineage: Eukaryota; Fungi; Ascomycota; Eurotiomycetes; Eurotiales; Aspergillaceae. The record is from RefSeq and is a predicted model, not a curated record.